Molecule: messenger RNA, 1639 nt
Organism: Cornus florida
Lineage: Eukaryota; Viridiplantae; Streptophyta; Magnoliopsida; Cornales; Cornaceae
Product: protein SCO1 homolog 1, mitochondrial
Exons: 9
Coding region: 287-1288 (333 amino acids)
Biological process (GO): intracellular copper ion homeostasis; mitochondrial respiratory chain complex IV assembly
Cellular component (GO): mitochondrial inner membrane
Molecular function (GO): copper ion binding; copper chaperone activity
Source: RefSeq, a predicted model, not a curated record
CUUCGCCACACAGUUCGCCUCGUCUUCCAUGUAUAAGUAAUCCCUUUCUAUCAGUGCACGCGUAUUUGGUGCGACCUCAAAACCUUCUAGAGAAAACUAGGGUUUUCGUUCCGCCAUAUUUUUCUCAGUUUCUUGUCUUUUUAAUUGUUGCGAUUAGUCUACAAGAAGCGCUCGAAGAUUGUAUCAUGGCGGGCGGAGGAAAUUUCGUGCACAGGUUCUGAGUUCGUUGUCAGUGGUCUUGCAAACAGCGCAGACUCAACGACGUAGAGACACACACAGCUCAGCUAUGGCGAUUGCAAUCUCAAGAAACUCAAACCUUCGCUACAUUUAUCGCGCUCUCUCUCCUUUUUCUACUUUGAACCAAUUGAAAUCGACGAUCACAUCAUCUCGACUUAUUCAUGGAGUUAUAGAGACUCUACACCACCAACCUCUUCCAUUUUCUCAGCCGGAUAUUCGUCUAGGUCAUGAAUUGCGAUAUAUGGCGAUAUAUCAUAGGUAUCUAUGCAGUAGUACUGCGACUAGUACUACUGUUAAUCAAUCGAAUACAGCAUCAGAUGGGAAUUCCGAUGCUGGUUCUGGGAAAGGCAAAAAGUCUGAGCAAUCGAAGCAGACUGGCGAGCAAGGCAAACCUGUUCGAGGAGGGCCAGUUUCAUGGUUGAGCUUUCUUUUGCUGGUUGCCACUGGAGCAGGACUGAUUUUCUAUUAUGACAGAGAAAAGAAACGACAUAUUGAAGAAAUAAGUGGUGCUUCAAAUGCAGUAAAACAAGGACCUUCUGUAGGGAAAGCAGCUAUUGGGGGUCCAUUCAACCUUGUAAACCAUGAUGGAAAAUCUGUAACUGAAAGAGACUUUUUGGGGAAAUGGACGUUGAUAUAUUUUGGCUUCACUCACUGCCCUGAUAUCUGCCCAGAUGAGCUACAAAAGCUUGCUGCUGCAAUUGAUAAAAUAAAAGAAAAAUCUGGUUUUGAAAUAGUACCUGUAUUCAUCUCAGUUGAUCCUGAAAGAGAUACGGUUGAGCAAGUUAGUGAAUACGUCAAAGAAUUUCACCCGAAAUUAAUUGGGCUAACUGGUAACAAGGAUGAGGUACAGAAAACUGCUCGUGCAUAUCGAGUUUACUAUAUGAAGACAGAAGAGGAGGGCUCAGACUACCUUGUUGAUCACUCGAUAAUCAUGUACUUGAUGGAUCCUAACAUGGAAUUCGUAAAGUUUUUCGGGAAGAACAAUGAUGUUGAUACUCUUUCUGAUGGCAUAAUUAAAGAAAUAAAGCAGUAUAAAAAAGUGAAGGCAUGAUUUUUAAGUUCUGCAUUACCGUAACGUUUUUGGCAUAUAAUGGUUUCAAGUUUCCCAGUGGCUUCUUUUAUUCUCCGACAAUUACUUGAUGAGAUAUGCAGGUUAGAUAAAAUAGUUCGAUAAGGGUUGCUCUUUAUUUGGAGAGGAAUAUAAGCAUCAAAUGUUCUAAAUUAUAAUCAAAUUGAGAGUCUAUUUGUAUUAUCUGUUGCUUUACGAUAUGAGAAUUUACACAUUUUAUUAAAGCAUGGUAAUGGAGUUGAUGAAUGUGGACAAAAUGAGAUACUGAUUCGGUGUAGUUCUCAGAAAUUGAUAUUGAUGCUCAUGUUCUUUACAUGAUUCAUUUUUAUACCA